GGGGAGGAAGGGGGUGGAUACGAUACAGUGAAAUUCGGGUUGUCAUAUUUGUGCAUAAAAUUGGCGAAUAUUGACAAGUGCUGAAAAUGAUAGCUUGUUGAACCCAACUCAAAUUUGAAGGAAAAGAGCAAUUGCUUGUCGGAAAACAAGAUGGCGUUUUUAGAGUGGCGGAGGUUCAACUUCUUUGAGCUUAACCGAAACGUUGAUUCAGGAAAAGUUAGAGAAUGUUUGGCUGACAGGAAAGUUGUGGCUUCAAGCAGUGGAAAUGGACGUUUAGUCUUUGCAGAUUCGGAAGGAAAUAUUCAUUUGGUUAAUAGAGCAUUUGGUAUCACAACAUUGAAUGCAUUUGCCUUGAAAGUUAGUCUUGUGCAAAUGAUGGAGCAGUCUCCCCUUCUCGUAGCUAUUGGAGAAGAUGAGCCUGGUGUCAACCCUCUUAUUAAAGUGUGGAAUUUGGAGAAGUUAGAUAAGCAAGAUCUACCUAUGUGUGUGAGGAUUUCACGAACUAUCCCCAACACUCGACCUACACCAGUUUCAGUAUUAAGUGUCCAUGAAAAUCUUAAUCUUAUGGCAGUUGGGUUCACGGAUGGUUCAAUUCUCCUGUAUCGAGGUGAUAUUGCAAGAGAUCGUUUAUCUAAACAAAAACUCCUUCGGGAUGGAGGCAUGCAACCAGUAACAGGAAUGGCGUUUAGAUCUACAGCAAAGCAAACGUUUCUUUUUGUUGCCACAACCUCAAGUAUCUUUUCAUACAAUGUUACGCUUAAAGACAAGGAGGAGAAGAUUGACUUGGAUAAAGAGGGAUGUGAGAAGUACUGUUCCACCUCUACAGAAUCUACUCAUGAUGGCCAAUUUAUGAUAGGCCGUGAAGACGCUGUUUACUGCUACACACCAGAUGGAAGAGGGCCGUGCUAUGCAAUCAAGGGACAAAAAGUUAUGCUUGAGUGGUACCGUAAUUAUCUAGUCAUUGUGACUAAAGAAAGUAAUUCAGUUUUAAGAUCAAGCACAGUUUCUGCUACUACUCCGGAUUCCCCAGGAAGUUCUUUAGUCAGCCCUUUCAGUGUGGACACCCACAUGGUGACUGUGCUGGAUAUACAAAACAAGUUCAUUGUGCUUCAAACACCUAUCCCAGAAGUAAUUUCUGUGCUGUCUGAGUCUGGGUCGCUUUAUGUUCUUAGUGGACAACUACAACCAUGUCUAUUUCAUCUCCAAGAGAAAGAUUUGCAGUCAAAGCUGACUUUAUUGUUCAAGAAAAAUUUGUAUGAUGUUGCUAUAAGGAUUGCCAAGAGUCAUCAAUAUGACGCAGAUGGCCUGACAGAUAUUUUCCGGCAGUAUGGUGAUCAUCUCUACACCAACAAAGGAGAUCAUGCAGGAGCCAUUGAACAAUACAUAAAAACUAUAGGAAGACUAGAACCGUCUUAUGUCAUAAGAAAGUUUUUGGACUCCCAACACAUUGAGAACCUGACCACUUACCUACAAGAAUUGCACAAACAAGGCCAUGCCACUGAAGAUCAUACUACAUUAUUACUCAAUUGCUACACCAAACUUGACAAGACUGACAAACUGAAAGAAUUUAUAAUGACCAAAGAUCGAGAAGUGGAUUUUGAUGUGGAAAUAGCAAUCAAAGUUUGCCGUCAGGCGUCAACUGAAGAUGCACUUCUUCUUGCUCAAAAGCAUGGUAUGCACGAUUGGUAUCUUAAAAUUCAAAUUGAAGACAGAGCUGAUUUCAAGCAAGCCCUUGACUACAUUGGGAAGCUAGAAUUUAGUGAGGCUGAAACGAAUAUGAAGAAGUAUGGAUGUAGAAUUCUCCAGAGCUGCCCUGCAGAAGCCACACAAUUGCUAAAGAGACUUUGUACUGACUACAGGCCAAGCAACAAACCUCUUGUUGACAGUAACAUGCUUCAGGGAAUUUCGAGCCCAUUUGUUGACCGUGCAAAUCCAGCCGAUUUCAUCCACCUGUUUACUGAAUGUCCUCAGCAUUUAGAAGAGUUUUUAGAAUACUUAUUGCAGGAACAUAAAGGUUGGAAUCCUUUAUUAUACAACACUCUGUUAGAGCAUUAUCUCAAUGCUUGGGGUACCCUUAAUGCUGCUGGAACUGUAGAAACGUCACGCCGUUUGAAAUAUGAGCAAAAUGUUAUGCGUCUCUUAAAAAAUGAUGAUGCUCGCUAUGACAAAGAUCAAGUAUUAAUUCUCUGCCAAGCGAACAACUUCAAACCUGGUGUUCUUCAUCUACUGGAAGAGAGCCAUCUAUAUCAACAAAUACUGCAAUAUCACAUGAUGCAGCGUGAUUACAAGGAGGUGUUGACUACAUGUCAAAGAUUUGGUCAACAGGAUCCAAACUUAUGGGUUCAGGCUCUCUGGUAUUGUUCUCGAGAUUCCCAUACUCCACCUCAAUUAUUAGAAGAAAUACUUAAAGUCAUAGAAACACAAAAAUCACUGCCUCCUUUGCUUGUUCUGGAUGCUCUGUGUACCUCAUCUGAAGUAACCCUGGCUAAUGUGCGAAGCUAUCUUUUGAACGUUUUGGCAGCAGAAGAUAAGCUUGCAAAACGAGAACGGGAACUGGUUCAGAAGUACCGAGACGAAAGUGAACGCAUUCGACAACAAAUACAUAAUAUUCAGACAAAAUCUGUCAUUUUUCAAGUUUCAAGAUGCAGUGCAUGCAAUCAACCACUGGAACUACCAUCAAUUCAUUUUCUAUGCCUCCACUCGUAUCACCAGCAUUGUUUUCAGAGUUUUUCUGAGAAUGAGAGAGAGUGUCCAUCAUGUCUUCCUAAUAACAAAAAAAUUCGUGAUCUCAUCAAAGCUCGUGAGCAAAAUCGAGAUCUUCAUGAUACUUUCCAUGACCAGUUAGAUAAAGCAGAGGAUGGCUUUUCUCUUGUGGCUGAUUAUUUUGGCAGAGGAGUUUUCAACAAGUUGACUGUUGUAACAGAUGCACCCAUCCAAGCGCCAUUAAGAUCAGCUCAAGGGGACGCAAUUAUUCCAUCCACUUAUGGAGCUGGAGCUGAAGCUCGUCUGAGACUAGCAGAGCAGCCUUCCUCUUUUACUGGUGCUGUUUCCUCUGGGAGGCCAUCUCAGUCAAUGUUGUCUUCAUCAGCUCCACGAGCUGCACAUUUGAGUCCAUCUCGAAUCCAGGCAGAUUUUGCUGCCAUGGCUUUAGGUGUGCAGGAUACCAAAGCCAACCCAAAUGUGAGCAUUCCGAAAUCUUUUGAGACAGCUGGGGCCAGUGGCGGACUGAGAGGCAAGAGUCCUGAGACAAAAAUGAUUUCCUCCCCUGCAAAGUCAUCCCAAAGUCAAGUGAAAAAGACUGCUGCCCCAGCAAAUCCAUUUGAUGAAGACGAUGAUAGCGACAGCAAUAAUCCCUUUGCGAGUGAUCUCAAAGAAGAAGCAGGAAAAACAACUAAUCCGUUUGAUGAACCAGAUGAUUAUGACAAGGAGAAAAACCCAUUUGGUUGCUCUUAGUUAGCAACAAUACUAUUGCUGAAAAGAUAUGUAAUGAGGUGCUACAAAUUGCUUGUACAUCAAGUUUUGUGAUGUUUUUGUAUAGAUAAAUUUUUUAAGAGCUUGUAUGUGUAUAGUCAGUCGUACAUUAAACUAUCUAUCAAUUAUGUGAUCUUAAAAUUG
Molecule: messenger RNA, 3615 nt
Organism: Thrips palmi
Lineage: Eukaryota; Metazoa; Arthropoda; Insecta; Thysanoptera; Thripidae
Gene: Vps11
Product: vacuolar protein sorting-associated protein 11 homolog
Exons: 22
Coding region: 151-3453 (1100 amino acids)
Biological process (GO): vesicle-mediated transport; endosome organization; organelle fusion
Cellular component (GO): endosome; HOPS complex
Molecular function (GO): protein binding; protein-macromolecule adaptor activity
Source: RefSeq, a predicted model, not a curated record